AUGGCCAGAGAUUGUAGAACACGUGGGUACAGCCACAACUCGCUGAAUCAGCCCAACGCUAGGUCUUUCCAUCCAUGGGACAAUCGGACGGGAGGAAAGCUGUUUGUGAUGACGAUUGAAGAAGCUGAGGGGAAUCCCGAUGUAUUAACAGGUAUCGAACAAAAAGCUGCCAGCCCUACUGCAGUUUUGAAGGUGGAUCUUCACAAGGCCUACGACUCUCUAAGUCGGAAAUUUUUGUUUGAUGUGAUGGGAAGAAUGGGAUUCUCAGAUAAGUUCAUAGGGUGGGUGAAGGCCUGUGUAACCACUCCUAUGUUCUCUGUCCUUAUAAAUGGUAGCCCGGCUGGUUUCUUCAAUGGAGGGAGAGGGAUUCGACAAGGGGAUCCAUUGUCCCCCUAUCUGUUCACCCUUGCUAUGGAGGCCUUCACUGGAAUUAUGCGAAGGCUUGAGAUUGAUGGUCAGAUUAAGCUGCUGCCCCGCUGUAAAUCAUUUCACCUUUCACACCUCAUUUUUGCAGAUGAUCUUAUGAUUUUUGUGAAGGGGAACCGCGAUUCUAUUUUAGCUAGUUUGGGGGGUCUGGAUGAGUUUGCUGCCCUCUCCGGGUUUCAACUUAACAGAUCUAAGUCCUCUAUUAUUUUAGGGGGCCUUACCCAAACUAGUAGUCUGGAACUUUUGGAUUUAACGGGUUUUUCGGAAACCAAGCUGCCUAUUAGGUACCUUGGAGUUCCUCUUGUGUCCGGCAGGUUAUCCAUGAAAGAUUGCAGCCCCAUCUUGGACUUGGUUCGUCGAAAGUUGGAAGGGUGGAAGGCUAGAUUCCUCUCUUAUGCUGGUCGUCUUCAACUCUUAGCUUCAGUUCUUCAAGGAAGUUACAUUUACUGGGCAGGGAUUUUCGGCCUUCCUGGUAAUGUUAUCACCAAGCUGGAGUCUAUGUUCUCUAACUUCCUUUGGUCAGGUCCCUCUCUUCAACGGAAGACCCACUUUAUUUCUUGGGAUGCGGUCUGUAAACCAAAAUCAGAGGGAGGUUUGGGAAUCAAGCGGAUCAAAGAAAUGAAUAUUGCCGGAAUUAUGAAGCAAAUUUGGUGGAUUGCCUCCAAGCAGGAUCGGCUUUGGGUUAAGUGGGUUCAGCAAAGAUACCUAAAGCAAGAGUCUCUUUGGACAGUCAAGGGUCUCAACAACUGCUCCUGGGUCUGGCGUAAAGUUUUGAAGUAUAGGGACAAAGCCCUUCCCCUUAUCAAAACUAUCAUUGGGGAUGGGGCUGCUACAAAGCUUUGGCUUGAUAAUUGGCACCCGUUUGGAGUUCUCUUGAAUAGAUUUGGUAGCAGGAUAUGCUACGACGCAGGCUCCUACUCUCUUGCUGCCCGACAUGCGUGUGUCAAGGAGAUUGUGCGUGAUGGAGAUUGGUACCCUGGCCCCUCUACAUCUUUUGACCUCAUUGAUAUAUGGAGGGCCCUUCCAACCAUUGAAAAAUUUCACGAUGAGGUUCCGGAUUUGACAGUUUGGAUUGGCAACUCUUCGGGUAAUUUCACUUCCAAAUCAGCUUGGAAUGCUGUCCGCACAAGAACUGCCCAUACAGAUUGGAGUGAAGCUGUUUGGUUUGAAAGGGGGAUUAAUUCCCAUUGCUUUAUAGCUUGGAGAUGCCUUUCGGAUGCCCUCCCUACAAGGGACAACCUCAUUCAUAGACAUAUUCGGCUCCUCAUCAUUGUGAGUUUUUGCUGGAACGAAAGCGAAAUCAUCUUUUCUUUGGGUGCCCCUUCUCUACUGACAUUUGGAAAAUUAUUUAUGAGCUUUGCUUUCAUGAUGGAACCAUGCCAAGCAAUGUCAUUGAUGCAGCCAUCUCGAUUAUCUUCCAUUUCUUUGGUGGGUGACCCUACUACUGCCAACCUUCAUAUUGCUGCCAAAUGGGGUCUUCAAGUUCAUUGGACUGCUCGAAUUCCAAAGGCCUGCUCUUGGUUUGCCCCUAAUCCGAAUAUGGUUGCUCUCCAUUGUGAUGGGUCUCUUGCAGAUGACAAAGCAAGCUUUGGGGGCCUCAUUCGUGAUGGAUGUGGGGACCCCAUAGCUGCCUAUGCUGGUCAAGGGGAAGAUCUUUCGGUGCUGUCCAUGGAGUUUAAGGCUAUUUACAAAGGAAUUUCCCUUUGUAUCGAGAAGGGCUUGUAUGAUGUUUCUGUUAGGUCGGAUUCGAAGCUGGCCGUCGACAUUUUGAAUGGGCAGAUCACUGGGCCCUGGCAAAUCCUUAUUUUGAAAAGUAAGAUCCUCUCUAAAUUUAGGCUGCUGAGGUCUAAAGAAUUAGUUCAUGUUUGGAGAGAACAGAACCAGCCCGCAGAUUUCAUGGCUUCCCUCCCUACUGACCCCUCUGGAACCUAUUGGGAGCUUGAGUCUUUCCCUCUGGAGCUGACCAUUCUCAUAAAGAAAGAUAAGGAGCUAGUUAGGGUUUUGUCAACUUUCUUGUCCUAA
This is a messenger RNA of Telopea speciosissima, 2448 nucleotides long. RefSeq lists its product as uncharacterized. NCBI's taxonomy places the organism in Eukaryota, Viridiplantae, Streptophyta, Magnoliopsida, Proteales, Proteaceae. The transcript is spliced from 4 exons. Bases 1 to 2448 code for a protein of 815 amino acids. The record is from RefSeq and is a predicted model, not a curated record. Gene Ontology annotation, molecular function: nucleic acid binding; RNA-DNA hybrid ribonuclease activity.